CCUCCUCCCCCGCGCCCUUCUGAACAACACCUUAACAUCAAGUUUUACUUAAACAGGAGGAUGAAGUUUGUAUUUGUGCUAUCGGUGAUGUUGUGUUACAGUUCAGCUCAGAGUGCUGAUUCAAGUGAGUAUAUUGUACAGUCCAACCUAUGUGAGUGACUACCUUUCGUAAGCGACCAUCUAACCAAAACACCAAAACUUUCCCAGUGAAGGCCUUACAGUUGGUACCUCUAGUAAACGACCACCUCCUGUAAGCGACUGCGACCACAUGCACAAUAUUGGUUUUAACCUCUUGUAAGCGACCUCUUCAUGGUCCUUCAAUGAGCAUUGUCUGAUCUCUAUUUUGGCAGUGUGAACUAUGCUAAUAGGAAUAUACGGAGAACUUUAGCAAAAUAUGGAACUACACACUUGCAAUAACUUAUCUUCCUUGAAAAAAGUUGUGUUCGGACAUCUCCUUAAGCGGCCAUUGAGUCUGCAUUUUUUGUGCUCCCCUAUGGGGGUUGGCAUGUAUUUUUAUCGCGCAGAAUAUACUAUACGCCCUUAUUUUUCUCCUGUCCGUCCACCCAAUCAGCUGACAUGGAGAAAACAGAAACCAAACAUCUGGUAACUUUUCUUGUUUAAGUUUUUUGGGGGCAAUUUCGUGAUCCAGCUAUCGUGUUCAAAACCUCAAUCACCCUAGGUCGGAUUUGAUUUCAGGUAAUGUCCUGUAAGUUUGCCACAUUGCAUUUUUAAACCAGUGGGAAAAUAGUGGGAUUUAGAUAAUUCGUUUAGUUUGUUAUGUCAUCUAAAACUUUCGUAAAAGCAAAGAACGUAGAAAAAAGAACAUUGAGGGCGAGUCCCUUAAGCUCUCUAUUGAUUAAGAGAACACAAGUCUACGUGUAAAGUUACAAUCUGAUUUAUAGGAUGUGGUUCUGUGGUAAACAACGCCUUGACAAGUCCUGGAUUUCCAACACUAUACCCAAAUAACAUGCACUGUGUGUACAACGUUUCCAUUCAAUCCGGAAAGGCGCUGAAAAUCAGUUUUUCAACUUUUUCCCUGGAACUACAUCCUCGAUGCCUGUAAGUAAUUUAACAAUAGACAGCUUUAGGUCACGUUUACGGCAAACGGCAAACGUCAGAUUCAAGUUGAGAAUAACUUAAAAAUAAAAAAAAAAUAGCAGGUAAAAACAGCUCAAAGCAAUUCUUAUGGGUAAAACUGGCGUGAAACAAUUCACUUUUUUGUAGAAGUAAUGAACAAUAAAGAUUAAGAAAAGGGAAAACUUGGUCACGUGGUACAGAUUCACUUUUGCCGUUUACUCAAGCAUGUUAAGGCAUGGCCUGAGGCUAAUUUGCAUAAAAUCUUAUAAUGGUCAUAACUUUGUGAAAAUUUAUCAGAACCUUCCAAAUUUGGCAACCUCGGAAAAAUCGGUAGCCUUAAUUUUCCUGUAACGUAAGAAAUCAGAUAUCUGUGUCACGUGACCACUUAUGGUCGAGUCCUGGAAAGAAAAGAAAACUAAAAAUGGGGUGGCGAGUUGCCACACAGUAUAUAUUAAAUACAGUAUUUUUGUUAUUGUAUCAUCAUUUCUCGCUUGAAUCUGGCCGGAAUGGGUUACUCACGUUUUUAUUUAAUUAGCAAUUAAGCAAAAUAGUGACGUGACACUUUUCACCUGUUAAUAUCUUUUUAAGAAAUUAAAAAUUCUCUCUGUUCCGGCCACGGAAAAAAUUCGUACGGUAAAACAAACAUUUACACGUGGUUCAAACUUAGUUGUAAUCAACCAUUCCCACCCCAUUUUGAAUUUCUUUUUGAAUAUCAUUAUGACGUCACGUUUCACGUGACUACAUCACUUCAACCCUAAUUAAUUCAACGCCUAGAUAGAAAGUUUCUACAAAGUUUUUUGCAACUUUAGAAUUAAAAUGCGUGGCCGUAGAAAAAAAACAGCUUUAUCUUCGCGGGGGGUCGAGAACAAAAAUUGAGCCAUGCCUUAACAUGCUUGAGUACAAUAAAGUUAACGUGUCUGAUGACAAUUCAAACAAUUGAAAACCACUCAGCUGACUCAGCUUUGGUAAGAGUAGACUAGGAACUUAACUUCAAGUGGUACUUGUUUCUCUAAAACGGAACAUUUUUACUGGUCAAAACAUACUAACGAAUUCCGACUUUCGUCUGUACGCUGCAAGUUAGCGGAUAUGUAUUAUUAGGCCUAGAAAUAAGGCAAAAUCAGGCUUCUAAAAACCCAGGCUUUCAGGUAAGUAUAUCCCGCCGGGUAAAACACCGACCAAUGAGAAUAGCCCUCUAAUUUUAAAAUAAAGAUAGACCUAGCUUUAGAAACUGAUAACACGAAGAAGAAUGUAAAACACACUGAUACUCUUUAAUUCUUAAAAGAAUUAAAGAGUAUCUGCCAGUAAAUUAGCGGUCUGGUCGAUAUGGCGUGGAAAAUAGAUUUCGCUCAUUUCUUGUGCGUUGAAAGACUUUCAUGUACCUGCACUUAACGGCCCCAAUCCGCUAGACUGUGUUUUUAAAACUCGAAUUUUUGAGACAAUUUUGGUUCACCCCAUCCAACGCUCGCGUUGCGCGGCUUAAUUCAAGGCUGAAAAUCAACAAAACUUUGAAUGUUGAUUUGGAAAGAAAUAGUAAUUAUUAGAUAAAAGAAAUAACACAAGAAGCCAUCAUAAUUCCUUUGACAUAACACAGCGUUUUCUGCCAACAUUAAGCACAAUUUAACGCCAUAGCAAGAUUUUAACGAUCCCCUUCCCGCACUGAUAGAUCAAGUGGAGCCAAACCAUCCCCCAAAUGGGUCCCAAAUGUUUCAUUUGCUCUCGGAUAAAAAAUUGAAGUAGAGUAACAUAGAUAGAAACCAUGAUAUUUUGUGAAAGAUUACUUCCGAAAAAAAUAUAAUUUCUACGAUUUCUCCGAUUCUUUCUUCUCCUAAAAUACUGCCUAAACAGUGCAUUCAUUAGUCAUUGACCAGGUGACAGCUUUUACUUCAUCAGUAUGGUAUUUCUGUUGUUUCGGCGCAGACGACUCUCUCUCGAAAUGUUCCAAGUGACAGAGAGCGAUGGAAGUCGGCUGUUUCGCAGCCUAAUGAACAAAAUUCAAACUAUUAUUCACAAAAUCGAAUGUUCGUUGCUGGUGCUCGUAGAUAGGCUCAAAAGGUGUAGAGACUUCUCACUGGCUAAACCUAGAUCUGACCAAUGAUAUGGUUUUCGAUCUGGAAAAUGCCAUAGCUUUUUUAAAAUCCAAAUUAAGACUUCACGCCUCAAGGUUUUUACGUGAGUUUAGAUGAGUGAAAUCCCUUUUACAGGCCUUUGUCAUCUGUAAGUAGGUCGAAAGCAAGAGAACAUAAAAACCUCUUAUUGAACAUUAAUUGGCUUUUGUAGACGACGGCAAUCCGACUGCUCGGGAGUGACUCAAGUGCAACAUAAGAUGAAGGAAUCUGAUCGGCGCACAGAAACGUUUGGAGCUUUCUUAACUCCACCAUAAAGCACGACUCGCACAUGAUUAGUUGAGGCAGGAGAACGUAAACGGCUUUUAUAUUCUCUUGGCGGUUAGGGUUAUUUCUAACAGUUUAACUGCCCUUGAAAAGUAAAAGACAUCUUUUUUUCCCUUGUAGGUAUGAUUAUUUGAGGAUUGUAGAUGAUGACAACAGACCACUUGGUACAUAUUGUGGGCGCGAACUUAGUGGAAAGGUAGUUUUGGUAAAAGGGAACUACGCAUUAAUAACAUUCCACUCUGAUGGUUUUGGUCAAUACCAGGAAUUCCAGCUCACGAUAUUAUUUACUGAAAAUGAUAUGUUCAAAUAA
Messenger RNA from Porites evermanni, 3777 nucleotides. NCBI's taxonomy places the organism in Eukaryota, Metazoa, Cnidaria, Anthozoa, Scleractinia, Poritidae. The record is from the annotation of a GenBank genome assembly.